This is a messenger RNA of Xenia sp. Carnegie-2017, 1187 nucleotides long. RefSeq lists its product as uncharacterized. NCBI's taxonomy places the organism in Eukaryota, Metazoa, Cnidaria, Anthozoa, Malacalcyonacea, Xeniidae. The transcript is spliced from 6 exons. The coding region runs from base 1 to 1173 and encodes 390 amino acids. Gene Ontology annotation, molecular function: cell adhesion molecule binding. The record is from RefSeq and is a predicted model, not a curated record. Gene Ontology annotation, cellular component: cell-cell junction. Gene Ontology annotation, biological process: cell-cell adhesion.
AUGUCGAUGUCGGAGCAGCUCAGCUCAACCCCUGUGCUUGAGGAGAACGUCCAGCUUGGGCCGGGCUCGUGUAAUAGUGGGCCGGGUCUAGCCGGUAUCGCUCGAGGCACAACUUUCGGAAGUUCUCGAAGACGUCGGCGAGGAGGAGGACAUCGGUCCGAAGGUAGAGAUCGUGGUAGUCGCCGAGGCUUGUGCACCCGAAGGCAUCCCAGACCCUUUUCCGUGGGCGUACUCACCGUCGGUAAUGCCUUCGCCCGAGAGCUUGCUGUAGAAAGCCUCCUUCGGCGGGAGGGCUUACUCGUCGAAUCGGGGCCAGCCGUCCAUGUACUCGUAGGGGUAGACCGCCUUCCGGAGCAAGAGGAAAGAAGAGCUGCCAAAUUUAAAUCUGUGAAGAAUUUUUUUCAUUUUAAUGAAGCUGAUAAAGCUGUGAUAACGCUUUAUGUUGAAGAAUUUCCAUUUCCAAAUAUCACUUGUUAUAAAGAUAGCAAAGUAAUUAUAUUUUGUAUUGGAAAGAAAAUGAAAGAUACUCCAAAUUUUAAUUCAUUGGCCUGCGAACAGGAUCAGUAUGGAUUAAACGGUGUCCCUCAGUUGAUUAUUGAAUCAAUCUCUUUUGUGGGAGAUGAUGGAAAGUACACAUGUGUUGCCACUACCAACAAUCCUCCUGGGAAGGAUGUUGUUUCAUUUUACGUCAAUGUUGGAGUGCCACCAUCCAUCAGCAGAGGAAAUAGUAAAUAUUUCACAGCACGAAACAACACUGAAGGCGAGAUUAAAUGCAUGAUAAGAUGGUCUAAUCCAAGACCCAAUAUAACUUGGUAUCAACAAAUCGUUAUCAACAGUAGUGAACCUGUUUCGAAUAACUGGACCCUUUCACUGUAUAAGUCUUCGUUUAAAAAAGGAAAAAACAAAGGACAAUAUGAAAGUAUUUUGAAGAUACCGUGGUCUGAGGAUGAAGCCUCAAUGUGGUUCAGAUGUGUUGCUCAAAACAUUCAUGGAAAUGACAGUAGAAUGUUUAUGUUUAUCCGAUAUGGAGAUAACUUUGAUCUUUUUAAAGUUUUUCCUUCUGGGGAAGUAAUUUUAAAUGAAAACGAGGACUUUAUGGCAAUUUGCAGAGUAGAUGGGGUCCUCAUGUUUUGUAUGCCACUGAUAUCCAUCAACGAUUUAAGGCGACCUUAGGAUUUUGAGUUAGU